This is a messenger RNA of Lactuca saligna, 699 nucleotides long. NCBI's taxonomy places the organism in Eukaryota, Viridiplantae, Streptophyta, Magnoliopsida, Asterales, Asteraceae. The record is from the annotation of a GenBank genome assembly.
AUGUUGCUUUGUAAAUGUAUAUGCUCCCCAGGAACCGGUGAGGAAGAAGAUACUAUGGAACAAUCUACAAAGUCUCGUGAUUCAGACCGUGAGGAUGACUAUGCCGUUCAAUCGGAGGAGGACCUGAAUUCGCCGAUAUCGUCCCCGGCAUAUUCUCACCGGAGUCUGGACGGGGAAUGUGAAAAGUUGCAAUCAUGUGAGACGAUCCCAGUUCCCGAGGAGCAGUAUAAGAUCGAGAAUCUUAACGGUCGCCAGAAGGGUGUCGAUUCGUCGCGUGUAAGUCAAAAUGGAAGUCCGUCCCCUUGCUCCAACAUGAGAUUGGACUCGGAUUGGGUUAUCUCCGCCAGUGGUCAUUGCAGGCCCACCAAGCUAUUGGACCUUAAUAAUGAGCCCUGCAAUUCUAAUUCCAUCUUGGCCCAAAAUCUUAAAUCCUCUCCUAUAGAGUUAUCCCCAACCUCAUCGUCAACGCCAAUCAACCCGGUUGGAAGUCACUCCCAGGAUAAUCUCCAAGAACCACUGAUGCCCCAUAAUAAUACAGGUAUUCCAUCCCAUCCGAUUCAAGAGAAAUCUGACUCUACAUCUAUGGAGGUGCUAAAGACGAUUGAAGUGGGGGAGAGAGUAGGUUUCAGAGUUAAAGACUGUGCAGACCAUCUCAAACCCCUGAUCAAAAAACGUGGAGUGGUGAUCCUGGAUCAAUGA